Molecule: messenger RNA, 1746 nt
Organism: Menidia menidia (Atlantic silverside)
Lineage: Eukaryota; Metazoa; Chordata; Actinopteri; Atheriniformes; Atherinopsidae
Source: the annotation of a GenBank genome assembly
GGGAGGGAAGUUUUGUGGGGCUUUCCAAAAAUUAAAAAGAGAAAGAAAAGAAAAAGAAAAAAGGAGUUUUGAAUUCUUUCUAAACAAAUGUGUUAAUUGUUCACUAAUUCGUUUGUAAGAAGAGUUAUGUCUUCUCUCUCCUGAAAAGAAACACAAAGCGUAGAGAUGAGUUGUUUUCUGCGGAUUGUGAUGUCAACAGCAGAGAAUGCUUCAUCGAUGCUACGGGAGGGACUAAAGGCAAAGUGAGGGAAGAACCAAACACACCGAAGUCAAACAGGAAAUCCUCGCAGCAGGGCGGUGAGGGCGAGCAGCCCUGAACAGAGUCUGAAGAUGGCGGCCAGCUGCAGCGGGUGGCCGGUGUGGUUUGUGGUCCUGGUACUGUCAACCAGCGUCUCAUUAUCGUUGUCCCCCCCUGAGCGGAGCGCGCGCGCGUGGCCAGCGCGUCCACGGAGACAGGCGUGCGUGGAUGGCACCUACGAGCACGAGGGCAGGAGCUGCUGUAUGUGCGCAGCCGGUGAGCGGCUGGAGGAGCACUGCACUGCCACUCCGGGUGACAGGAAGUGUAAGCCCUGUGAGGCAGACACCUUCAACGCUCAUCCUAACAACCAGGAAACCUGUCAGCCCUGCGCCUCCUGCUCACACCCCAACGGUAUGUACGGAUACAAAAAAUCCAAAGUGCGCCAUGACGCCAAACAGAGCAAUAAAAUAGCCAAUUUAGAAGUUGCCGAGCCCUGCACCCGAGCCAGGAACACCCUGUGUCGAUGUAAGGAAGGUCACUACUGCGUGAGUGACUCAGCAGUCUGUCUAGUCUGCCACCGGUGUACAACGUGUGGUUCUGAAGGCGUUAAACAGGCCUGCACCGCCACCAACAACACAGUCUGCAACCAGGAAAGCCAAGAACAUUCAGAAGCCGGCAAGAUCGCAGGCAUCAUUGUGGGAGUUCUCUUUGUUGUGGCGCUCUCCGUUGCUGCUGUAUAUUGUGUUAGAAAGAAAAGACAGAGAGAUGCAAAGCCCAAUGGGAGGGUUGUGAGCAACACGGGGUCUGAUGUGGAGAUGCAACCUCUUACCGUUCCAGACAUGGAUCUUGAACCUUACCUGCCCGAGAUUGCAGUCAAACUUGGAUGGAAAGUUACAAGGGACAUAGCUAUGCGUAGUGAGAUACCAGGCCCAGUUAUUGAGAGUUGCCAACUGAAUUGGCCAAAUAACAGUGAAGAGCAGACUCUGGAACUGCUGAAAAAGUGGGUGGAGAAGCAGGGCAGGGGUGCCUCUCGGAAGUUGAUCCAGAUGCUUGAAGAAAGUGACAAAAGGGCCACUGCUGAGAAGGUUUUAGAAGUAAUAUCAGGCAGAAAUGGUAGUCCCGCAUAAAUGUGUCUGUUUCACCAAUUCAUCAACAUAUGCAAUAUUUGCAAUGUUUUAUUCUCAUGAAAUAUGUAUGAUUUACAAGUUGAUGUUUACAUGGUGAGAUUGUAACCAUUUUUAUGGGUCUUUUAUGUGUUUUUCUAUCCUUUUACUUGAAUAACCUUGAUGUUUUUGCCAUGAAUCUUUUGUGUCCGUUUUGUCAUCAUCAUGCUACAAACUGAAAAGAGUGUCUCAUUCAUGAACUAGGGAAUGUACUUUGAGUUCUUGUGUGCUUUGCAGUAAACCUAAAUAAAGUUAGAAUUUGCUUAUAAUUUACACAUUUCAAAGCAUUCUCUGUAUGGGUGGUGGCUUGACUGUAACCAUAUUGUGGAAAAGAGCCUGUUAAAG